Messenger RNA from Synchiropus splendidus (mandarinfish), 3134 nucleotides. RefSeq names its product complement component 7b (gene c7b). Gene Ontology annotation, biological process: immune response. Gene Ontology annotation, cellular component: membrane attack complex. The record is from RefSeq and is a predicted model, not a curated record. Lineage: Eukaryota; Metazoa; Chordata; Actinopteri; Syngnathiformes; Callionymidae. Bases 152 to 2671 code for a protein of 839 amino acids. Gene Ontology annotation, molecular function: protein binding. The transcript has 17 exons.
ACUGACUCACAAUUUUCACUCACCUGACCACAAACCUUGAAUACUGUCGUGAUCAUUGAGUUGGGAAAUUCCUGACCCUGGCGUCUGGGAUAAAUGGUCCUCUGGGAAACGUGUGACAGAGUGAAUUAGAUCAGACUCUUGAGGACUCAUCAUGCAGGUGUUCUACUCAAGUGAAGUCGGGGACCGCGGGACCUGGACUGCAGCUUGGUCUUCAACGGUGACCUUUCUUAUUUUGAUCCCUCACAUUUGUUGUCAGCAGCCGGUUAACUGCAGGUGGCAGUCCUACAGCGACUGGAGUGAGUGUGACGGCUGCACCAGAACAAAGGUGCGCACUCGCCACAUUGAGGUGUACUCUCAGUUUGGGGGGAGACCGUGCUCAGGUGAUGCCACAGAAUCUCAGCCAUGCUCCCCUGAGAAGGGCUGCCCCCUCGACACUGGCUGUGGCGAUCGCUUCAGGUGCACGUCAGGUCACUGCAUUAGCCAGUCUCUGACUUGUAACGGUGACCAGGACUGUGACGAUGGAGUGGAUGAGAGACACUGUGAUAUAAACAGGGACCAAUACUCAUGCGACAUCGAUAAAACACCUCCUAACUCUGAACUCACCGGCCGAGGCUACGACCUACUGACAGGUAAACUGAGGGCUGGUGUCAUCAACACCUUGAGCUUUGGAGGGCAGUGCCGGAAAGUGUUCAGCGGAGACCACCUGGUCCAGUUUAGACUCCCACAGAGCAUCCUGAGGUACACCUUUGUGGUUAAUGUGGAAAAUGAAGAGAUUGAUGAAUCGUACGACAGCUCCUGGUCAUACAUGCAGCAUGUCACCUCCAACGCCUUGGCAGGCCAUGACUAUCGCACCUUCCACCAGGAGUUAACAGACAAGCAGGCUCACAAACUCAUCAUCCUGAAGAAUAGAGUGAAGCUGGCCCAGUUUCAGAACUCUGCACCUCAGUACCUGACACUGUCUGAAAGCUUCUGGAAGGCUCUGUCGUUACUGCCGAUCACAUAUGAUUACUCGGCAUAUCGCCAGCUGCUUCAGACUUAUGGCACACACUAUCUCGCUGAGGGAUCACUGGGGGGUCAAUAUGAGGCUCUGCUGAAGCUGGACCGCUCUGUUCUGGAUUCUUCCAGCAUGACCAGCAUCGACUACCAGAGGUGUUGGAGAAAGGUCAAGCGUCGCUUCUUCAGGAAGAAAGUCACAACCGUCUGUGAAAAGCUCACACAGGCUCUCUCUUCCAGCAGUGGACACAGUAUGGAGAGCAUGCCCAUAGAUGUGAAGACUCGAGGCGGAGACCCAUCGUUCAUCAGCGCCCUCAGUGUUCUAAAUCUUGAAAAUCCAGAAGGGAACGGAGAAGUGUACGAUAACUGGGCCUCGUCUGUUAAAGACUUUCCUGACGUCAUUGACAAGAAGCUACGUCCUCUCUCUGAGCUGGUGAAAGAGGUCCAGUGUGCAGGGUUAAAGAAGCUCCAUCUCAAACGGGCUAUCGAGGAGUAUCUGUCCACAGAACAUCCGUGCCACUGUCAGCCCUGCCUCAACAAUGGGCAGCCGGUCAUCUCUGGCUCUCAGUGCUCCUGCUUCUGCCGGCCAGGAACAUCGGGCAAGGCGUGUGAGAAUGGGCAGGUCAUAGGCGAGCAAGCAGGUGUAAUACAUGGAAGCUGGAGCUGUUGGUCACCCUGGACUUCCUGCUCUGCCGGCCAAAUGUCAAGGUCUCGAAGCUGCAGCAACCCGGCCCCAAGCGGAGGCGGGAGGCACUGCAUUGGAGAGGACAGUGAUCGGAAGACUUGUGAGGAUGCAGAGAUUCAACAUUUACAGAUGAUGGAGCCUCAGUGUUUCAGUCUUUCCAUCCAACCACCAAAGACAUGUCACCCUCCUCCAAACCUCAGAAAUGGCUUUAUUUUGGACCCUAAAGACGUCUACAUGGUGGGCAACACAGUGGCGUACACUUGCAUUGACGGCUUCUAUCUCAGUGGAGCUGCUGUGGCAGAGUGCAUGGAGAACCAGACAUGGAAGACUCCGGUGAUGGUUUGUAAAAGCUCCACAUGUGAGAGUCCACGACUCAACAGUGAAAUAUCUGCAACUCCUGUGAAAGACGUUUAUCAGAUUGGUGAUAAACUAUCUCUGUCCUGCCCGGCUGGAUCUAUGCUCGAAGCGGAGGAACCGGACAUCAUGUGCAGUCCCAGUCUGCAGUGGUCUCCAUCCCCAAAGUCUGCUCAGUGUAAAAAAUCAGCCCCAACUUCUCCUCCACUUGAGCUCAAAUGUAAACUCUGGGAGAACGUUGGGCGAACACAGUGCAUCUGUAAAAUGCCCUCUCAGUGUUUAUCUUCUCUACAGCUGUGUGCCACAGUGGCUUCUGGUCGCUCCCUGAUUCUCAGUGUUUGUCAAGUGGGCGCGCUGAAGUGUUUGGGCCGAGGCGUCGUGCUGGCCAACGACAGCGACUGCAACUGGCCAAAGGAGGCGUCCUCUUCCUGUCAGGACUGCAAACUUGGAACUAUUUGUCAAGGUGGAGAAUGUGUUUGCCAGGACAAAUCUCAAUGCUCGGAAGAUUCCACCCCGCUGUGUAUCCGAACUGCCGCUGGCAUGGAGACUGUGAGCGAAUGCCGAGCUGCUGCCAGGAGGUGCUCCGGAGAGAGGAUUGCUGUUAUCAGUAUCGAUGCUUGCACAGACUCCGACCAUUAAGGUGAAUGUAGAUAACGAAAACGGUUUGCAACACUGUCUUGGAAACCUGAAGAAAAAAGGCCAUUCAAGUUGUGACUUUACGUUUGCUUUAUUGACAAGUAUUACGGCAAAAGUAGAAAACUACUGUACAUGUGAAGAAUAGCAGAAGAUAAUCGCUAAGGGUAAAAAAACAAAACUGGCAGGCAAAACGGUACUGGAUUUAUGAAAUGUGGACAUAGUGUUGUGAAUGAAGAAGGCUCACCUUCCAGCUUCAGCAGGAAGAAAUCAGUUUACCAAGCUCAUUUUAGAGAAAACAAAUAAUUCAGAAAUGUUUGGAGCGUUUUUUUUUCUGAACUUCUAAUUAAACAAAAGCACAAAACUAAUUAGUUUUUGUGUUCUUUACAUACCAAACGCAAAUGGUUUUAGACAAUAUCGUAUGCUGUGAUUUUUUUGGUUAAAAGAAAAUAAUAAAAUGAUAACAGAU